This is a messenger RNA of Dichomitus squalens LYAD-421 SS1, 1763 nucleotides long. RefSeq names its product MFS general substrate transporter. The record is from RefSeq and is a predicted model, not a curated record. Gene Ontology annotation, biological process: transmembrane transport. Gene Ontology annotation, molecular function: transmembrane transporter activity. Bases 115 to 1548 code for a protein of 477 amino acids. NCBI's taxonomy places the organism in Eukaryota, Fungi, Basidiomycota, Agaricomycetes, Polyporales, Polyporaceae. The transcript is spliced from 4 exons.
GUCAACCCCGCUGAGAACGACCCCGAGAACGAUGAAGAUAUCAACACCCAGUUCGAGCACGAGGUGUACGGUCCCGCCCCCGGUGAGAAGCUUGUCGAUCCUUUCGAAGUAACAAUGGGGCCGGAAGACCCAGACAACCCCAAAACCUGGUCCCGUUUGUACCGCUGGUAUAUCACAAUGGCAUCAGCCCUCUUGCUGUUGAAUGCUACCUUCGCAUCAUCUGCGCCCGAGGGCAUAGUCACUCAGCUCAUUGAAGAGUUCGGGUUUGGCACCGAAGUCGCAACGUUGACCAUCGCAAUCUUCAUCGCUGGAUACUGUGUCGGUCCGUUGAUGUGGGGUCCGCUUUCCGAAGAGUACGGACGCAAACCCAUCUUCAUCUUCUCUUUCAUCUUCUACACCGGCUUCCAGGUCGGUUGCGCCUUGUCGCAGAACACGGCGUCCAUCAUCAUCUUCCGUCUGUUGAGUGGCAUUUUUGCUGCUGCGCCUUUGGCAAAUAGCGGAGCUGUCAUCGCCGAUAUUUGGGACGCGGAUACCCGCGGGAAGGCCAUGGCGAUGUUCAGUCUUGCGCCAUUCGCGGGUCCUUCCAUCGGUCCCACUGUCAGCGGCUUCAUGUCCGUCGCUGGCGUUUCCUGGCGAUGGGUCUUCUGGCUCCUGACAAUGUUCGCUGGUGCCUGCAUCGCCAUCAUCGUAUUUACCAUACCGGAAACGUAUACGCCCAUACUCCUGGUCAGGCGCGCCGAGAAGCUGCGUAAGGAGUCGGGUGAAAGUCGGUACUGGGCGCCCAUGGAAAGGAGGAAGCUCGCCAUUGGCCAGCAUAUCAAAACCGUUGUAGGCCGGCCUUUCGUCAUCUUAGCUCGCGAGCCCAUGCUCAUCGCGAUCACUGUGUACAUGAGCUUCGUGUACGGCGUGAUUUACCUGCUCUUCGAAGCCUACCCCAUUGUCUUCGGCAGAGGUCACGGCUUCAACUCGGGCUUUGUUGGCCUGACCUUCCUCCCUAUCCCCAUUGGAGGAGCCAUCGGUGUCCUCGUGUACCUCUUGUACUUUAACCCUCGGUACGAAGCCGCCAUGGCAAAGUACGCACCUGCGCCCGUCCCUCCAGAGUAUCGCAUGGAGCCCGCCAUCUACGCCGCGCCGAUAUACGCGCUCUCCUUCUUCUGGUUCGGCUGGACGUCCUACCCCCACAUCUCCUACUGGGCGCCCCUCGCCGCCGGCAUCCCGAUGUCCAUCGGCAUCGUGUGGAUCUUCCUCGGGCUGCUCAACUACACGAUCGACGCGUACCUGUUCGUCGCCGCGAGCGCGCUCUCCGCGGCCACGGUCGUGCGGAGCAUCUUCGGCGCGGUGUUCCCGCUCUUCGCGACGCAGAUGUACGACGCUAUGAACCCGCGCUGGGCAUCGACCCUCCUCGGCUGCGUCGCGCUGCUGCUCAUGCCCAUCCCGCUCGUCCUGAGGCGCUAUGGGCCACACCUCCGGAGGAAGAGCAAGUACGCUCCCACGGGCAAGCCACGAGCGCCCAAAGAGAGCGAGAAGAAGGGUGCCGACGCUGCGUAGGAUCUAGGCUUUGGGUGCGUCUAUAGGACGCGACGGACCCAUCUCAUGGUAUAAGGGACUUGUGCCCCUUCAGGACAUUCAUUGACCCUCUGCAUCUCAUUGGCACAGUACGGAGCGACCGACAGUCAUCAUACUAUCAUACUCAUCGUAGCAUUGCACCCAUAGAUCUGUAGGUACACUAUACCUUGCUCUUAAUGACACAUCGACAUACCAUC